Messenger RNA from Varanus komodoensis (Komodo dragon), 11590 nucleotides. It is a transcript of the gene PLXNB1, whose product is annotated as plexin B1. Gene Ontology annotation, biological process: positive regulation of axonogenesis; regulation of cell migration; semaphorin-plexin signaling pathway involved in axon guidance. NCBI's taxonomy places the organism in Eukaryota, Metazoa, Chordata, Lepidosauria, Squamata, Varanidae. Gene Ontology annotation, cellular component: semaphorin receptor complex. Bases 282 to 6917 code for a protein of 2211 amino acids. Gene Ontology annotation, molecular function: semaphorin receptor activity; protein binding. The transcript has 39 exons. The record is from RefSeq and is a predicted model, not a curated record.
UAGGCGGUGUCUUCUGCUCUUGCUUGGGGAAAGGAGUCGGCUCGUCACUUGGCCAGGCAGUUUGGGAGCCGCUGGCCUAUCCAUGGAACCAGGACAGGUUCAGAUAAGGGGAGGCUUGAGAUUCAUUGACUGAGAAGAGCAAUGAAGCCCAGGCAGUCCAGAUGGUUGCCUGAACUCCAGGUGUUCCACAUACUUCUGGCUGCAGCUCUGAAAGCUUCACCAGCAGACGUUCUGCUGCUGCCUUUGUGGACUCCUGCCAGACCAAGCCUAUAGCAGUCAGAAUGAGUAUGAUGCCUCUGGGGACAUUCCUUCUCUUUGCUCUGUGUCUCCUGGGGGCUGUCAUUCCACAGGGACUACAGUAUGCCACCUUUUCACACAAUGCCACCAAAUUUCUUCAUUUAAUUAUGGAUCCUGACUCUGGGAGACUCUAUCUUGGGGCAACGAACUUUCUUUUCCAGCUGACGUCAGACCUGGUGAUGGAGGAGGCUGUUUCCACAGGGCCUUCCUUGGACAGCAAGGACUGCCUUCCUCCUGUCACCAAGCAGGAGUGUCCCCAGGCCCAGGAAACAGACAACUACAACAAGCUCUUGCUGAUCGACUCGCUGGAGAAGGAGCUCAUAGUGUGUGGAAGUGUGUGGCAGGGCAUCUGUGAGAAGAGGAGCCUUGACUUCAUUGACCACGUCCUUUUCCAACCCCGGACACCAGGAGACACUCAAUAUGUGGCAGCGAAUGACCCAAAUAUUUCUACGGUGGGUUUGAUAGGUUAUUCCAAAGACAAUGUGCCUUUUCUGUUUGUAGGCAGAGGAUACACCAGCCGGGGAGUAGGAGGCAGCAUCCCUCCCAUCACAACUCGCAAUCUCCGGGCCCACCCAGGAGAGGCAGCAGGAUCGGAUCUUCUUUCCAUCUUCUCAUACGAGGAAACAGCCAAGCUGGCUGUGGGCCGACUCUCGGAAUACAAUCACCAUUUUAUCAAAUCCUUUACUCAUGGGUCCAGUGUUUACUUCUUAUUCUACCGGCGUGAUAUCAAGUCACACUCCCGGGAGUACAGGACCUACAUUUCUAGGAUCUGCCUGGAUGACUCACACUAUUACUCCUACGUGGAGCUACCGCUGGUCUGCAGGAGUGAAGAGAAGACUUACAGCCUCCUGCAGGCUGCCUACAUUACACAGCUGAGCAGAGAAGAAGAAGAUGUUGGCCCAGGCCAAGGAGGUGUGCUUUUUGCUGCCUUCUCUGCCUGGCAGGCUUCCUCGGGGAAGCUGAGAGAGGAAUCUGCUCUCUGUACUUACACAAUGGAUGAGGUGGACCGCCUUGCCACCAAGACCAGGGACCUUUGCUACACAAAAGAUGGGAGAUCGGAGGAUGGUGCAGAGGUGGCGUACAUAGAAUAUGAUGUCAGCUCCAUCUGUGUCCAGCUGUCAGCAGACACUUUGGAUGCCUACCCCUGUGGUUCAGACCACACCCCAAGUCCCAUGGCCAGCCGGCUGCCACUCGAAGCAGCUCCAAUCCUGGAAAAGCCAGAUGCCCGUCUCACUGCUGUAGCUGUCAGCAUCGAAGAUGGACGCACGGUCAUAUUCCUAGGGGACAGCAAAGGACAACUGCACAAGGUCUUCUUGGGAGCAACAGGAGCCACUGACCUCUAUGCUUCUCUAGUGAUCCAGCCCGGCAGCCCUGUGAGUGGAGACCUCUUCUUUGACCAGCCCAGGAAGCACCUGUAUGCCAUGACACAGGCUAUGGUGGCCAAGAUUCCCAUAUUUGAGUGCUCCCAGUUCUCAGAUUGUGAGUCGUGUUUGGCCCAGAGGGACCCGUAUUGUGGCUGGUGUGUCCUCCAGGGAAGAUGCAGCCGCCGAUCGGAAUGCUCCAGGUUCCAAGUGAGCGAGCAGUGGCUCUGGGGCUUUAAUUCCAGCCAGCAGUGUCUGUCCAUCCAGUCCCUGAGCCCAGCCAGCAUCAGCCGGGAAGAACGGAAAAAUAUAUUCCUGACUGUUUUGGGUUUGCCAGCCCUGCGGGAUGGAGAGUCCUAUUCGUGCUCCUUUGAAGAGUACGCGAGCCCAGCAGCGCUGACGGGUUCAGGCCUCGUGUGCCCCUCGCCGGAUCCCAGCCAAACCCCAGGCUUGCAAGCAGGAACAGACCACACAACCAUUCAGCUGGUGGUGCGCUUCCGUGAUGUCUUCGUUGCUUCAACCGCUUUCUCCUUCUACGAUUGCUCGGCAGUGGCUCUUCUGAGGAAAUCAGCACCAUGCCAGGGAUGCGUGAGCAGCCACUGGGGUUGUAAUUGGUGUGUUCAUCAACACCUCUGCACUCAUAAAGCUACCUGUGAAGAAGGAGCCAUUAUCUACAAUGAGAGGGCUCAGAUUACACCCUUUAGUCCAUUGCCAUCUUCAGCCAUCCCAGUCGCAGCCGUGUCACCCUCAUCUUCUCCAACUCUGGCUCCCGAGCCCACCGUUCUCACAGUCACACCAGGGGCCACCUCCGCCCCCAGUGCCGCCACCACAGCUGCUCUCCCCACCACCCCGCCAGCAACAUCUGCCACCGCAACCCCACAGCCAGGGACCCCCCGUCCCACCCACGCGCCAUCGCCAACAACCUCAGAUGCACUCACCUCGCUGGAGACGACGGUGGACUCUCUGACGCUGCCCCCAACGGAAGUGCCUGCCACUGCCGGUCCUACCUCUGAGCCCACCUCUGGCAGCCAGCCAGAGACACCCACUUCUGUGGCACACCCUACCUCAGAACCCGUCCUUGGUCCCAGAGACUGGGGCACUGACCCUCCCUCUGCUGCCCCUCCCAGCACCCUGCAGCCUACUGUGGAGGCACCAACCGCUCCCGCAGACACCGGAAAUGCCACAGCCCCGGUUUCGCCAUCGGUCCCAGAGGCCCCCUUGACUCCCGCCCCAACUACCCUCCCCUCCAACCUGACAGGGAAUGCCUCCACCUCUCCUGCCGACCUGUCAUCCGAAGAGCUGGAGACAGAGCUGCCUUUUUCUGAGGUGCCCCCCACGGCGGGCCUUCCAGACCGGCUUCCUCCCGGGGACAGCACAGAAUCCAAGGACAGCGAGGAAUGGCUGGGUUCACUGCCACCUGAGAAUGACACGUCCUCCUUCUCUGCCUCCAUCCUUCUCUCAGGCGACGGAGACUCCUCUGAGAGUGACAUCUCUGAUUUCCCCAGAAUCAUGCACCCAGGGCUGGACUAUCAGUAUGAUGCACCAGGAUUUCUGGAUUUGAAUGAGGAGUUUAGUGUCGGCCCGGGCGCCUGCCCCUGUGUGAGAGGCAUCCAGGGGCCCUCUCUGUUGCCAGUCAAUGUGCAGCGGAAGAUUACACUGAUAGGGAGAAACUUCCAUCUCUAUGAGGACCAGCUCUGGGACUAUGAAUGUGCGUUGGUUCUGGAGGGGAAGACCUUGGUGGUGGAGGCGUAUAUCGAACAGGAUGAAGCCAAUCCAUCGCUUUGCUAUAUCACGUGCCAGCUGCACCAGUACAGCUACUCUGCCCCUCAACUUGAAUUCAGCGCAGUGGUUUUCGUGCAGAGGAGACGACGACUCCGUGUGGACAGCAUAGAAGACCUCCAUGUGACCCUGUACAAUUGCUCUGUGGGACACUUGGACUGCAGCCGUUGCCAAACCGCGGAUGCUAAGUAUAACUGUGUGUGGUGUGGUGGAGAGCAGCCCAGCUGCCUGUUCCGGGAUUCCUGCAAAGAAGAGGUCACGGACACGUGCCCGGCCCCUCUGAUUCAUGCUGUGUAUCCCUUAAACGGACUGGUUGAAGGUAGCACCAGAAUCACUAUCACCGGGUCAAACCUUGGUCAGAAGCACCAGGAUAUUGCGGAGACGGUCACUGUGGCGGGAAUCCCUUGUGAGGUGGAUGCUCUGGUGUACGAGAUCUCUAGCAGUAUUGUGUGCACCACGGGCGGAAGCAGCACAGAGAGGUCUGGGCAUGUGGUCGUGGAGGUUCCUGGAGGAGGACAGGGAGUCUCGGAUCAUCUGUUCACUUACCAGAACCCUGAGCUGAAGUCUAUUUCCCCGUUGCGAGGCCCCAAGGCUGGUGGGACCUCCCUCACACUGACGGGCUCCAAGCUGCUGACCGGCAACCCCAGCAAAAUCAGCGUUCUGAUUGGACAGUUCCCUUGCUACAUUCGUUCUGAGAUGCAGGAGAAUGAGCUGCAAUGUCUGACGAGUCCCAGUAAUGCAUCCAUGGAGCUCCCUGUCACAAUCAAAUAUGGGGAUCAGGAGCGGAGGCUGAAGCAUUCCCUCUUCAAGUACACCCUAGAUCCCAAUAUCACAUAUGCAGAACCAGCCAAGAGUUUCCAGAGUGGCGGGAGAGAGAUCCGAGUUCAUGGGCAUAACCUUGAUGUCGUGCAGUGGCCAAAAAUUCGUGUCACGGUCUCACCACUGGAGCGCCGACGCCGGGGCCUGGGGAGGAGGCGUAGGAUAAUCCCAGAAACUGAAUGCCCAGAGAAUGCUCUCUGUAGUAUCCAGCAAUUUGAAGAGCCCUGCGAGGUCAACUCUUCCAGCCUCAUACUGUGCAAAACGCCAGCCAUUAAACCACUCUCCCAUUCCAUCCAAGUAAAACUGGAGUUCAUCCUGGAUAAUCUCAAUUUUGACUUCAAGACCUUGCACCCGACUGGCUUCUCCUAUGAGGUUGACCCCUUCCUGAAGCCCCUCAACAUGGAAGAUCAUUCCAAACCCUAUCGCCACAAGCCUGGGAGUAUCAUCUCUGUGGAGGGGGAGAAUCUGGACCUAGCCAUUAGCAAAGACGAGGUGAAAGCCAUGAUUGGAGUGGGGGUCUGCUCAGUCAAGACCCUCACAAAGAACCACCUCUAUUGUGAGCCCCCCACAGAGCAGCCGGCGCCUCAACACCGGGCCAAGCGGGAAGGCACGGAAUCCCUGCCGGAGUUCACAGUGCAAAUGGGAAACAAGAACUUCUGGCUGGGCCGUGUGCAAUACGACACCGAGAGCCAGCUCACCUUCCCCCUGGAAGCCCAGAUUGGCCUGGGUGUUGGGGCCUCCUUUGUUGCUUUGAUUGUACUCAUUAUUGUCUUCAUCUACCGGAGAAAGAGUAAACAGGCCCUGAGAGAUUACAAAAAAGUUCAAAUUCAGCUUGAAAAUCUGGAAACCAGUGUCCGGGACCGAUGCAAAAAAGAAUUUACAGACCUCAUGACAGAGAUGAUGGAUCUCACCAGUGACUUGGUGGGCACCGGGAUUCCCUUCUUGGAUUAUAAGACCUACGCAGAACGCAUCUUCUUUCCGGGUCACCGCGAGUCACCAUUACAAAGGGACUUGGAUGUGCCAGAAUGUCGGAGGCAAACGGUCGAGCAAGGCUUGGUGCAGCUCUCCAAUCUCCUCAACAGCAAGCUCUUUCUAACCAAGUUUAUCCACACCCUGGAAAUCCAGCGCACGUUCUCUCCAAGGGAUCGGGCCUACGUCGCCUCUCUGCUCACUGUGUCUUUGCACGGGAAACUUGAGUACUUCACAGACAUCCUCAAGACGCUCCUAAAUGACUUGGUGGAGCAAUACGUGGCCAAGAACCCCAAGUUGAUGCUGCGAAGGACAGAAACGGUGGUGGAGAAGUUGCUGACCAACUGGAUGUCCAUCUGUCUCUAUGCAUUUGUGAGGGACUCUGUUGGGGAGCCACUCUACAUGCUUUUCCGAGGCAUCAAGCACCAAGUGGACAAGGGGCCAGUGGACUGGGUGACGGGGAAAGCGAAGUACACCCUGAACGACAACCGCCUUCUUCGAGAGGACCUGGAAUAUCGCACUCUGACUUUAACUGCUUUGGCUCAGGCCGGAAGCACCCUGGGAGGAGGAACAGAGGGCGCCCAGGGGGUCGUGGUGAAGGGACUGGAUUGUGACACCAUCACCCAGGUGAAAGAGAAGAUCCUUGACCAGAUCUAUAAAGGAACACCUUACUGCCACCGACCAGACCCAGACUCACUGGACUUGGAGUGGAGAUCAGGGCUGGCCGGGCACCUCAUCCUUUCCGACGAGGAUGUGACGUCUGUCGUCCAGGGCAACUGGAAGCGCCUCAACACCCUGCAGCACUACAAGGUGCCUGAUGGAGCCACGGUUGCACUUGUUCCUCGUAUGACCAAGCACCUCCCGAGAGAGAAUCAGGAUUACAUCCCUGGAGAAAAGACCCCGAUGCUAGAGGAUGCGGAUGAAGGUGGAAUGAAACUGUGGCACCUGGUGAAGCCAACCGAAGAACCCGAGCUGCCAAAACAUCGCCGAGGGAGCCUGCGGGAGCGGGAGAGAGCCAAGGCCAUCCCUGAGAUCUAUCUGACCCGCCUCCUUUCCAUGAAAGGGACGCUGCAGAAGUUUGUAGAUGACUUGUUCCAAGUGAUUCUCAGUACCAACCGUCCUGUCCCACUGGCUGUGAAGUAUUUCUUUGACCUGCUUGAUGAACAAGCCUUGAAUCACGGCAUCACAGACCCAGAGACCAUCCACAUCUGGAAGACAAAUAGCCUGCCCCUGAGGUUCUGGAUCAACAUCAUCAAGAAUCCCCAGUUCAUCUUCGAUGUGCAGACCUCAGAUAAUGUGGAAGCGGUGCUCCUGGUCAUUGCACAGACCUUCAUGGACUCCUGCACACUCGCUGACCACAAACUGGGCCGGGAUUCUCCAAUUAACAAGCUGCUCUAUGCCCGUGACAUUCCACGCUAUAAGCAGAUGGUGGAAAGGUACUAUGCAGAUAUUCGUCAAACCAUCUCUGCCAGUGAUCAGGAGAUGAAUUCUGCCUUGGCUGAACUAUCACGGAAUUAUUCAGGCGCACUCAAUUCCUUGGUGGCUCUGCAUGAACUCUACAAGUACAUCAACAAGUACUAUGACCAGAUCAUCACUGCCCUGGAGGAGGACCAGACGGCACAGAAGAUGCAGCUGGGGUACCGCCUGCAGCAGAUUGCCGCAGCAGUGGAAAACAAAGUCACAGACUUGUGACAUGCCCAGAGGGACAGCUGGCAGAGGCGGGGCGGCAGCACCAGCUGCGGGCAGCACCAGGCGCUCCACGUAGGGGUGGAAAGAGGAAGCAGCAGCAGACCAGGAAAUGCCCGCCCAAGGGGCCGAGAGGGCCAGCAGACUUUCUGUUCAUACAGACUUUGUAAAGAUGAUGAUGCUGAUGAUGAACUUUAGGGAAAUUCUCCCUAGACAGAACCUGGGCUCCUUCAGUUCUUCUGGGUCCAAUGACCAGGAAGCCAGAUGUUGUGACUGUGCCAAGGGGGUUAGAGACUAGAGUAGCCACAGGGGGAUGCUGGAUUUUUGCCUCCCCACUCCUCAGCCUGAAGCCACUAAGAAGAACCCUAAAUCGGUGUGACUUUUCUCCAGAUGCUCUUGGACCCUGAGAGAGAACACCCUCCUAGCUACGCAAGGGGAGAGCUGCCCUGGCCUGUCCUCCUGCCCCCAGGGUCCCUCUCGUUGCAUCCAGUGGCAGUUCCUUUCCACUGUAAGGUCUGUGCUUCAAGGGGGGCUAGGGCAGGCCCAAAGGAGCCAGCAGAAGAAGAGAGAGCCCGUGACAAGUGGCUCGGAGGUGCCUGCACUUGCUGGUCACAGGAGCACAGCAGAGUGCCUGCCCUCGUCCCUGCAGCUGCAGGAGGCUUGCUCAGCCACACUCAGGCAAGGCUGUCCCCACAGCCCCUGGGCAUGCGUUUCUGCAGCUGUUCCUUCCUGCACAGCUGCCUUUAACCCACCCCAUCCUGCUCUUCAGAAAGCACAAAGGAAGUCCAGCUCCCCUCCAGCUGCCUUGCACUCCCAUUCGCUGCUGCUUUUGGUUAGGAUCUGUAAAUCGCACUGUAGAUGUAGUGGUGAAGGGGGAAUAUUGAACAGCUUCAGAAUGUUAAUCCCCACAUAUUAAGUUAGCACUUCUCCUCGAGUGGAUAUCCUCUCCCUCCCAUGUGCUUCCUUUGCUGUGUCCCCCAUGGGGGCUUUCUAGCUCUGCCAGGCCAACUCAGAAUUUUUGAAAAAUCAGUUGCUUUGCAUCUCUGAUGUCCUCCAAGGCCUCAGAUUGAAGUCUGCAGUGACAGGUUUUGCUGUUUCUCUGCCUGGGGUCCAGGUUACCAGCUGCCUCCUCUUCCUGUGCCUUGGAGAGCAGCUUGAUCAACAGGUAUUAUUAACAGAUGGUAAUAGUUCUCUGCUUGCUAUCACCUGCUGGUUUCUUAGGUCAAGAUUAAAAGGGUCAGGAACAACCAGGUAGUGUUAUUUUCUGGUCAGUUGGCAACCCUAUUUUCCUGCUCAACUGAAAUGAGUUCCCCAUUCCUUUCUAUUAGACCUGGAUGAGGUAGGGUAUGUCCACACCAGAACUCCCAGUCCCUUGCUCCUUCUGGUCCCAGUCAGCUUCAAUGCGGCUCUUUGUAUAUUUCCAGUCCACUGCCAAAGCAACACUCUUGCUGUGAUUAGCGGCAUCAAACGGCAGAUUCGGGCACUUCCGCUCAACUAGAUCCACUGUGGGGAUCACUCCACUCUGUUACUUGACCUCGCAGGCUUCAGUUUUUCUCUGCAGGCCAUCUGGUAGGAAUGCCAUCUUUUUUUGCCUGGGCUUUAGCUGACAGGCAGAGAUUCAAGGAUAGGAUAGAAUUCAUCAUUUGGUACAUCCCCUAACUUCAAAACCCAAGCUAAGUUGUUUUGGACUGUCUGUUGGGAUAAGCACAUGCAAGCUUUCAAGUUCAAGAGGCGUCUUCGACAGGCUCUACAAAGAGUUUUACAUAACUUAGAAGGGUACGCAUUCAUGGACCAAAACAGGUUAAUCAGGUAAGGACCAAACUAGAUAUGAUGUGGGAAAUCCACAAAUAGGAUACUUGUGGGGUUUAAACUUAUUUAUUUAAAAGCAGCUAUGAGGAAAUUCAGCUUGGAAUCAUAGUUCUAAGGAGAGUAGCUAACCUUUCUCCUCUAUGCCAUUUUCCUGAGCUGAAUCUCCCUAGAAGGUACUUUCUCAGUGUGGUGGAACAUACAGGUACCGUACGGCUUCAUGCAUUUUUCCCCUUUAAGACAAACACCAGCUUUAGAGGGAUUUAUAUCAGGGAAACAGCACAGGCCGGGAAAGAUUUAUCUCACUCCCCGCUCUGCCAGAACACAGUCCCAGUCCAAAUGGCUUGUUUUUCCCCCUCUGGCUGCUGUUAAAUUCUUAAAAACAAAGCAGAAGACCAUAUUUGUGGAUCUUCUGUGUCCUGCCUAGUUUGACCAAGAAAUUUACAUGCUGGUCUGGAGAUUGGCCUGAGCAUUCCUGGCCAGAUCCAGGCCUAGCUGUAACCUCCCUCCGUGCCUUGAGCCAUCCGCUUAUCUCUCAGCCUCUGUCCAUGAAACAGGGAGUGCUGAUAAGAGUACUGGUUUCCCUUACAUAGUAAUUGUAAGGAUUAUUGAGAUUACAGAUGGAGAUUCUCAGGAAAGGGCAGUAUCAGCUUCAAACUGCCCUGGCUACAGGCCUUGUGGAGCCCUCAACACCGAGUCUUGCCUACCACAUUCCAAUGUUGCCUUGCCCAGUUUUGUGUCUGUAGUGCUGUGGAACCAAUAGACCACGGUAACAUGUCUGCUUAUCCCUUUUGAAAUCAUUCUUGAGGCUCAGUCCCACCUCUGUAUAUUCUUUCUUCUCUCUGUUAUCUCAGACCAGUCCUUAGUACCUUCGGUGAGGCAUGAUGGAGCUUGAGGCAGCCUGAGCGUCUGGCCUGGACAUUUGAGCUUCAUGUUCUUCCCUGUUAACGGCAGGCAGCUGAUAGCUACCCCUUCUUUACUUAGUGGUGAAGGAAAGUACUUUGUACCUGCUCAUCUUUAUUCCUCCCAUUCCUGCACUGGUCUUCUGAUUGAAAAACAGGUUGCAAGAUCUUGGUUUAAGUCCUGCUUCUGAAGGGAUCCUUAGUCUUGAGUUCUGCACAGCUGGGCAACUAUCCUUGGAGGUUUAUCCUGCUAUGAUUUGUACCAUGAAUAUGCUGCAGAGAUGGAUCUGGAACACGUCACAUUUUAUAGAAUGGGAUGACCGCUGCCCCCUGCCCCCAUUCUUCUCAGUCUCUGGGAAGCAGGAGUUGAGAGAAGCCUGGCCAGGUCAAGCCAAGGGUCUCUCUAAGACCAGCAAGCUUUUUUCCACACUUGCCGAUCACCAAGAUGCCCACAAGCAGGCCUCUCCCAGCAACUGGUCUUCGGGGGGCUGUAUCUUCAAUCCUGAAGAUAGCUAAUUGCUGUCAUGACAAGCAGGAUUGUAGUUUCUCUGAAGAAAAUGCAGAAAUCUCUUGGGAGCCCUUGGGAGCCCUUCAUGGCUGCCUUCACCUGAAGGAGCCAAGAAUGCACUCCUGCCUUGGGGAUACUUUGUGCAAAGUAGGAAAGGUGUCUUCACUGAGGCAGGCGCCCCUUGGCCAGUCUUAGAGUCACAGCAGUAUCCCCAACUUCACCCAUCUUGGGGCAGUUACUUGGGCAUAAAUAAAAUGAUUGUCCAAACCUCUCCUUCCUCCAGGGGUCAUGGAGAUUCCACAGAUGGUUUGCGAAAUCCAUGUUACAACUGCACUAGCUGGCAAGAGAGGAAGGUGGUACAGAUACAGCUAGGAUUGCCCAGAGGCCUAAGCCUAAGAUGUGGUUUGGACUCCAGCCUCCAUCAGCCCUCGUCAACAUGGCCUAUGGUUAGGGGUGAUGGGUGAUGGGAGCUGUGGUCCAACACCACCUGGAGAGUCACACGCUCUCCAGCCCUGCUUUAGCAGUAACUCAAGCAUAUGGAGACGCAACAUGUCCCUCCUUGAUCUUUUUGCAUGGCUUACUGUCACAGGGGUUGUGGGGCAGGGUGAGAAUCCUGAACGGCUGUGUGGGGAAGAUGGGUUGUCCACCCUUUUCCCAGCCUGUGUUCUUGCGUAUUAAAAUCUGCUCUGCAGAAAUCAAUAGGCAGACAAUGCUCAAAGUUCCAUGUCACAGAAAACUUCCUCUAUGAUUUCUACUUGUGGAUGGAAGACCUUUGUUCUGCUCAGCUAGCAGCCCUAUGGAAAAGCUGGGGCUGGUUCCCUUUCCACAGCAAGGGGAUGAUUAAGGAGAGGCCCCUUCUCCAUGGCAGGGUCUCUGUAAUCCUGUAUCAACUUUCCCCAACUUGGUUCCUUUCAGAUACUUUGGACAACAGUUCCCAGCAUUUCUGAGCAUUGGCCACACUGGCAAAGGAUGGGAGUUUUAAGACCAGAAAUAUCUAGAGGGCACUAGGUUGGGGAAGAUGGCCUUAUAUAUGGAUCUUUCAGUUCACCAUAAAGGCUAAAAGGAACAUCUUCUACGAGGGGACAUAAUUCUGUGGAAAGAAUCUGAUUGUGACUGCUGUUGAGGUCAAGCUGCAGCCCCACAUUGAACUUUGGGGGAUCUGGAAUGUUUCUUUUCUGAUUUCUUGCAUCCCUCAUUCAUAUCCUGCUUUCCUUUUCUGCACUCUAGCGCAGCUAUCCAAAUGUGCUCUCUGAAGUGAUUGGAGAAUGAUUAUUAAUCUGGAAAGCUUGACGGACAAACCAGCCUGUUUUGUUUUAUAGUAUAAUAAUGUUAUUGUAGAUACUGUUUUGUGCAAAGUAGGAAUUUUAUCAUGAAAUGAGAAGUUUUGUCUGUAAAUAAUCAGUUUAGAUCCCAGAUGACUUUAUCACAGAGCAAAAUUCUUACACGGUAAUUCAAUAAACUUU